AUGAGUGUGCAAGACCCCAUCAGGCGUGUGAUCAUAGAGCCCAUUGGAAUAGAUUCCGUCGGCUUCAUCGACGCUCUAUCCAAAGAAGAGCUCAACACCGCCUCUGAGUGGUGCUCUGUACUCAAACUCGCGACGCCGAAGGGAUUCGCUGACAUCCGCACGUUCGCCGUCAAAAAGCGGCUCCCUAUGUUCCUGCGCGUGGAACAGGUGGUUCUCGCGCACAACCAUGAGCUUGAGGACCUGCUCUUGCGGGUCCGCAAGCGGUUCGGCGAGCGCACAGAGUCGGUAAGCUUCUAA
Messenger RNA from Fibroporia radiculosa, 297 nucleotides. RefSeq lists its product as uncharacterized. The record is from RefSeq and is a predicted model, not a curated record. The coding region runs from base 1 to 297 and encodes 98 amino acids. The transcript has 2 exons. NCBI's taxonomy places the organism in Eukaryota, Fungi, Basidiomycota, Agaricomycetes, Polyporales, Fibroporiaceae.